AUGAAAAACGAUAAUCAAAUCGUCUCCAAGCUACUAUUAGAUUUCUUCGUGGUUUUAGAAAAAGCUGAUACACUAGCCAUAAUCCAACAAGAGUCCAUUCCUGAGACUUUUUUCCAAGAAACUCCUGAGUUUAUACUAGAGUCACUCCAAAAACACAUAGACGAAACCCCUGAUGACAAGAGAGUCUCGAUAAAGCACAAAAUAGACCAAGGCCAGUACACUUCCCCUUACCAAAUCUAUCAUGAUAUAACUGUGGCGUCCAGUCAAGAGAUAGCCAAGCAUGAAAUUGGCACCGGCGAUUACCAAAACAUUGAUUACUUUCAUAAGUUCACCACAGAACUCUUGAUCAGAGAAACUGGACGUUUGGGCCUCCGGCUCACGAAUGAAGAUGAGGAAGUCGUCAAGGAUGAUCCUGAAGAUGUUCUCAACGUAUUGCGUGAGGACUUUGACAAGAUUUCUUCAAGCUACAAUGUUGCUAAUGGUGAAACUGUUGUUUACAUGAACAAGGUGGAGGAGCCACCUCUUCCAGCCUACCACAGCUUAUAUUCCUCCCAAUCACCACCCGAGCCUAAGAUCAAAACGCAGCCACUCUUCUCCAGUUUGAUUGGUAAGUCAGCUCUUGAUCUUAGAAACACAAUAGUACCUGAUCCAUACCUGUUGGCGAAGGUCGUCGGUACCACCAAAACCGUUCCAAGCAACUCAGAAACUUUGAAGAACUACGGAAACCCCGUGGCCAAACCGCCUGGACCUGGUCAGCUUGGUGGUCAAGUCUUGGAUAGCUUCUUCCAUCCAAAUUGGUAUACUGUCGAGGCCCCCAAGUGGUUGGUGUAUAAGCAAAGAGCAUUGAAACCGCCAGUUGAGUCUACCCUUGUUAAAGAAACUUUCGACAACGAGUUGAGAACUUUUGAGAAGGUGUCCAGUACGAUAAGAUCGUUUGGUCCAGCCACUGACUCGAGAAACUCGGUUCUCAGCGCUGAACUUCGAAACUCCGUGUGGUUCAAUCAUUUUGGUGUCAAGUUGAUAAAUGACAUAACGAAAAAGUAUUCUGGAAUCUCAACAUCGAAUGGUGAUCGCCCAGCUCCUAAUAAGGAGGACACAGCCAUGGAGGAAGACACCCCUCUCGAUGACCAACCAGCUGCCAUCGAUGCAAAUGGAAAGGACAAUUUUGAUUUGGACGACUUAGACGCAAGCCUGGAUGUGAUCAAGCUUGAGAAUCUUGUAAACUACAGACCAGAAGAGGUUGCGGCCUUAGCUGAAAUGAAACGAGAAAAAGAAGAAUUCAAAUCGCCUGCAAGAAUCCAAAAGAUCAUAUCAUUGAGUCUUCUCAGACUCAACAAGUUGCGUCAAGAAAGAUACCGUCUGAACGGUAACAAGAAGCACGAUGCAUCUGUUGCAGAAGUUGUUCUUUACAAGAAAAUCACGAAACUUCUUACGCUCCUUCUUCGGUCCAAAGCCGGUCAGGACCAGGCUUUCCCUCACACUCUCAGCAAGGAGUUGCCUGUGCUACUUAAUGAGAUCCCAGGUGUUUUGCCGGGACACAUGCCUUCAUCCACUUCCUCGAUUAACAAGACUGGCAGACUCGCUAGCAUCAGAGGGCCCUACAAAAAGAAGAAAGGUUUCAUGUAA
Molecule: messenger RNA, 1626 nt
Organism: Candidozyma pseudohaemuli
Lineage: Eukaryota; Fungi; Ascomycota; Pichiomycetes; Serinales; Metschnikowiaceae
Exons: 2
Coding region: 1-1626 (541 amino acids)
Source: RefSeq, a predicted model, not a curated record